Molecule: messenger RNA, 4284 nt
Organism: Cordyceps fumosorosea ARSEF 2679
Lineage: Eukaryota; Fungi; Ascomycota; Sordariomycetes; Hypocreales; Cordycipitaceae
Product: class V chitinase Chi100
Exons: 2
Coding region: 1-4284 (1427 amino acids)
Biological process (GO): carbohydrate metabolic process
Molecular function (GO): chitin binding
Source: RefSeq, a predicted model, not a curated record
AUGAGGUCCAGCCCAUGCGCGACGGCCGCGACCCUCGCGUGUGUCCUUGCCAAUGCGGGGGCUUUUGGCCUGGCCGGCAACAUCCAAGGCGACGUCAACUCCUAUCUCGCAAACAUUCCAGUCUCCCAGAGCAAUGACGCGACCCAGUCUGCGGACAGAGAGAGCGCUCGGCUCGCGCUGCUGGCGAAAGACACCAGCAAGCUCGGACACGUCCAGCACAGAAUCGGAUGCCCGACGAGCUGCUUCGAAGCGCUAGGCAAUACGACUUCUUGGUUCCUUUACGGUGGUUUCGACGCUUUGAGAAGGGCCUGCAACAGCACCAUGCUCUUAGACUUUGCGCUGUUCAAUCCCGUCGACGGACCCGACGCUCAGGUUGCGAUCCACGCCUGUGCUGCCGGAUCCAACUCUUCCGAAUCGACCGCGACUCUAAAGCAGAGGUCCGACGCUGCUUCUUGCUCGCGAGAGGGGGUGGCGCGCGGAAAGGUUACGUCUUCCUUGCAACUAUCGAGCUCCGGAUCUUCUUCUGCUGCGAACCUGGCUGACAUCACUGCCAGCCUGGAUUUGUUGAAAGAAUUCUACAGCUCCCACGAUUCAGGUUGCAACGAGAUGUUGAAAUUUGCAUCUUCGGGGAAUGCUGCGGUGGGAGUGUACGCCGGAUCCGGGUUGGCCGGCCAGGGCGUCUUGACGACUACGCUCGACAAGCUCCGCGCCGAGCUGUCGAGAGGCGAAGGUGUCGCAGAGCAGACUGUUGUUCAGCUGUGCGGCAACUCUACUGCUCGAUAUACCUUUGGCAUCUACAUCGGUACCGACGGCGAGUUUGGGCGGGUUCAGCGAGCGCUCCAGUCGUGGAAGAAUGGCACGUGCGUUGAUGCCGACACGGCCUCGGUGCGCUGGGAACCGGUGACAUUCACAUCGCCACUGGCCGUCAACGUGAGCUUUGGAGCGAAUACAACCAUGGCAUUCCACGGCAACUUCUCCGGAAGCAGCGGAACGCUCAAGAGCCCGGCGACACUGACUGGGCGAGGAGAUGGAGAUGGCUGCAGCCCCAUCCAGGUAGAGGCGGGAGAUAGCGUCGAAACUCUCGCCCGCGAAUGUGGCCUAAGCAUUGAUGAAUUUGCCAAGGACAAUCCCGGAGCGGCUCAUUCCGCGGUAUAUGUGCCGGGGCAGCGACUGUGCUGCAGUGCGCCUGGCACGGCGAGUGCAAGGGAAAGGCGUGCUUUGACACCAGACGCUGACGGCUACUGUCACCCUUAUCUGGUCAAGAUGGGAGAUAGUUGCUCUGCACUGUCAGCCACGUAUGGGAUUACCAAUGACGAUAUUGAAGAGUGGAACAAGAAGACAUGGGGAUGGAACGGCUGCAACAAAAUGUUCGCAGGCUACAACAUCUGUCUCAGCAAGGGCUAUCCGCCGAUGCCCGCGCCGGUCAAGAACGCUGUCUGCGGGCCGCAGGUUAAGGGCACGGGCAGAUACCCCCACGAUAUCGACCCGACGAGCCUGAACACAUGUAGACUUAGGGCAUGCUGCAACAUCUGGGGCCAGUGCGGCACGACCGGCGAGUUCUGCACGCCCUCCAAGUCCCCCACCGGCGCUCCCGGCACGGCCGCCCCGGGCGAGAACGGAUGCAUCUCCAACUGCGGCACCGACGUCAUCACCGGCCACACCCCAAAGGACACCUACAAUAUUGCCUACUUUGAAGCCUACGACUGGGACCGCCCCUGCCUCCGCAUGGGCGCCGACCAGAUCGACGCCUCCAAGUACACCCACGCCCACUUCUCCUUUGCCGUGCUCACCGACGACCUGUCCAUCAGUGUCGCGGACACGGCGACGCAGUUUGACCUGUUCCGGGGCCUGACGGGCAUCAAGAAGAUCGUCGCCAUCGGCGGCUGGGCCUUCUCCACGGACCCGGCCACCUACCAGAUCUUCCGCAGCGCCUUCCGCGGCGAGGUGAACCGCAGCAAGCUCAUCGACAACGUGGUCAAGUUCCUGACGGACAACGACCUGGACGGCGUCGACUGGGACUGGGAGUACCCGGACGAGCCGGACAUCCCCGGCAUCCCCCCCGGCACGCUCGACGACCAGGUCGGCUUCUACCUCUUCUUCCAGGAGCUCAAGAAGAAGAUGCCAGAGGGCAAGACGGUCUCGGUGACCGCGCCGGCGUCCUACUGGUACCUGCAGCACUUCCCCAUCCAGGGCAUCAGCCUGGUCGUCGACUACAUCGUCUUCAUGACGUACGACCUGCACGGCCAGUGGGACUACACCAACAAGUACUCCUCGCCGGGGUGCGGCUCCUACGACCAGGGGCUCGGCAACUGCCUGCGGUCGCACGUCAACCUCACCGAGACCAUCAACGCGCUGUCCAUGAUCACCAAGGCCGGCGUGCCAUCGGACAUGAUCGUCGUCGGCGUCAGCAGCUACGGCCGCUCGUUCCAGAUGUCCGAGGCCGGCUGCUGGACCGAGCAGUGCACCUACACCGGUCCGGAGUCCGGCGCGUACAAGGGCCGCUGCACCGGCACCGCCGGCUACAUCUCCGACUUUGAGAUCAAUGAGAUUUUGGCGCACAGCCCGUCGGCGCAGACGCACCUCGACCCGGGAUCCUACUCGGACAUUGUCGUCUUCAACAACACGCAGUGGGUCGCCCACAUGAGCCCGCAGAACAAGGCCUUCCGCAAGCUCCUCUACAAGGGUAUGAAGUUCCUCGGGACCGCCGACUGGGCCGUGGACUUGCAGUCCGAGAGCGGCGAGGAGUCUGACGGGGCGGCCGACUCGCAUAAGACCAUCUACGUCGACCCCAAGAUCUGGCAGUCAGCCACGCAGGUCGUCACGGCGCCGCCCGGCGCAACCCUCGUGUGGCCGCCGAUGCCGCUCGCGUCGCCGACGACCAUCACGUUUGAGCCGUGGAGCACCGUCGUCAGCUACUCGAGCCCGACGAUCAAGACCACGACGCGGAGCGGCAUCACGUCGACCUACCCGGCCUACGUCUACGUCACCUGGCAUACCAUCCUGACCAUCCCUCCGCUCGUCACCACGGCGAUGCCCGUCUGGGGCGUCCCGCUUAGCAACGCGAGUAGCACCGGCGGCGGCCCCAUCAUCCUGACCAGCUCCGUGCAGCCGCCCCCAUUCACGAUACUGGUCACGCCCGUCAUCGACGGCACAACGUCCAUCGUCGAGCCUACGUCGACGUCGACGACGACGCCGGCGGCGAUCAUCUGGGGCACCAAGACGUACGUCCCGCCCGUGGAGACGGAGACGUUUGGGAAGAGCACCAUCAUCAUCGGGGGCAGAACCCUGCUUCCCACUGGCGUCGUCGUCACGCCCCAUCCGUACCCGUCCAGCAAGCCCACGCCCGGCACGACCGACCCGGUGCUCAAUUCAAAAACGCCCAAGUGGAAGUCGGGCAAGGUGCCGGAGCCCACCGCCGAGCCCGACUGUCCGGGAUGCGGGAAGCCGUGCCUUCUCUGGUGCGACUCGGACUGCCCAUUCUGCCCACCCAACGUCUUUGGCAGCGGCGGCGGCGGCGGCAGCUCCGGCUCCGACCCGGACGACCCGGACGACCCGGACCGCCCCGACUCCCACCACACCGUGCUGUUCGACGGCCUGCUCAGCGACGACGUCGUCCCCGCGACGGUCGACCCCUACGACGUGGCCACCUCCGCGGCCGCGGAGCAGUCCUCCUAUUUCGAGUCCGUCUGGGAAGACUACCUGUUCCCGCACCACGGGCCCGCCACGACGCUGUCCAUCGCGCCCGCCAAGCCGAUGCCCUACGCGCGCUGCAUCAUCUCGGACAGCAUCCUGUGGUGGACCUUUACCAUCUACGACAUUGACGCGUGGGCGGGCGACGGCGGCAAGAAGCUGCACAGCGAGGAGAGCGGCUGCGGCGCCAUCACCGGGUGGACCUGGCAGGACGAGUCGAGCAAGACGUCGACCAACGUGGUGUUCAACCUGCCGCUGUUCAUCAAGGACGGUUGCGUGGAGCGGGCGAUCGUGUCGGCGGGCGGGCCGAAGAUCUCGUGCGUGCAGGACUACGAGGUGCGCAACCACCCAGAUCGUCGCGGCCGGGUAGAGGCGGAGGCGUCGAGGAUGCCGUCAAGGAGGGUUGAGGGCGGAGGGGGCGCCGGUGCGAGAGGACCCCCGCCGGUGCCGUACACCGUGGAGGAGAUGGAGGAGUUUGCUCGAUUCUACAUCAGCAUCCAGCCGGAACUCGUCAACAUGGGCACGCACCCGCACUAUGUGCCGAUGGAUUGGGGAACGGCUGGAGCGGCGCGCGUAACGGGCAUGGCUUCUUGA